Molecule: messenger RNA, 339 nt
Organism: Penicillium manginii
Lineage: Eukaryota; Fungi; Ascomycota; Eurotiomycetes; Eurotiales; Aspergillaceae
Product: putative quinol monooxygenase
Exons: 3
Coding region: 1-339 (112 amino acids)
Source: RefSeq, a predicted model, not a curated record
AUGACGUCUACUCUUGGGCUCAGUCUUCACAUUACCGUGCACAUCGAUCCCUCUAAUGUGCCCCGGUUCUUCGAACUAUUCAAUAUUGUGUAUGAAGCCGUGAUAGCCGAGCCCGAGUGUCGCUUCUUUGAAGUGUACCAGUCACCUACCGAGCCAGGUACCAUACGAUGGGUUGAAAACUGGGCUGUAUCGACUGAGUGGUUUGAAAAUGUACAAAUGACAAAGGAGUACUAUAAUGAAUACCUAGCUGAAACCAAGGCCAUGUACGUGAAGCCGAGUGAGUUCAAGUUCUUCAAUCGUCUUGGAGCUCCAUACUACAUGGUGAAGGACCUUGAAUGA